CUCUUUUCCCCUCUCCCUCCCUCCUCUCCAUUCUCCACCCCUCCACCAGCUCCCGCGGUGCAGGGAGAGAUUUGGGGAGGACUAAGCGUGGCGAGAGGGACACUUGGAGGACUCGGAGGUGUGCGAGUCUGCCGACUGGGCCGUGUGCGAGGAGCCAAGUAUGGAGUGGAGUUACCUGUUGGAAGUCACCUCCCUGAUCGCUGCCUUCUCCCUGCUGCAGCGCUCCAGCGGAGCGGCCGCCGCCUCGGCCAAGGAGCUGUCGUGCCAAGAGAUCACUGUGCCCCUGUGCAAGGGCAUCGGCUACAACUACACCUACAUGCCCAACCAGUUCAAUCACGACACGCAGGACGAAGCGGGCCUGGAGGUGCACCAGUUCUGGCCCCUGGUGGAGAUCCAGUGUUCGCCCGACCUCAAGUUCUUCCUGUGCAGCAUGUACACGCCGAUCUGCCUGGAGGACUACAAGAAGCCGCUGCCGCCCUGCCGCUCUGUGUGCGAGCGAGCUAAGGCCGGCUGCGCCCCGCUCAUGCGCCAGUACGGCUUCGCAUGGCCGGACCGGAUGCGCUGUGACCGGCUGCCCGAGCAGGGCAACCCAGACACCCUGUGCAUGGACUACAACCGCACCGACCUCACCACCGCCUCGCCCAGCCAGCCACACCACCACCACCCGCCGCCGCCGCCACCCCCUCUGCCUGGCGAGCAGCCGCCCCCGGGCUCCGGGCACCACCGGCCCCCGGGGGGCCGGCCCCCGCACCGGGGCAACGGCGGCGGCAAGAGCUCGGAGGCUCCCGCUCCCCCUUCCCGGGGCGGAGGCGGGAAAUCCCGGGCCCCUGGCGGCGGCUCCUCCCCCUGUGAGCCGGGCUGCCAGUGCCGUGCGCCCAUGGUGUCUGUGUCCAGCGAGCGGCACCCUCUGUACAACCGGGUCAAGACGGGGCAGAUCGCCAACUGCGCCCUGCCCUGCCACAACCCUUUCUUUAGCCAGGACGAGCGCGCCUUCACCGUUUUUUGGAUCGGCCUCUGGUCGGUGCUCUGCUUCGUCUCCACCUUCGCCACUGUGUCCACCUUCCUCAUCGACAUGGAGCGCUUCAAGUACCCUGAGCGGCCCAUCAUCUUUCUCUCUGCCUGCUACCUCUUCGUCUCAGUUGGCUACCUGGUGCGCCUGGUGGCCGGGCACGAGAAGGUCGCAUGCAGCGGCGGGGCGGCUGGAGCUGGCGGCGCGGGCGGGGCUGGCGGCGGGGCAGGGGCCGCGGGGGCCGCGGCGGGGGCUGCAGGGGGUGCUGGCGGGCGGGGCGAGUAUGAGGAGCUGGGCGCGGUGGAGCAGCACGUGCGCUACGAGACUACGGGCCCGGCGCUGUGCACCGUGGUCUUCCUGCUCGUCUACUUCUUUGGCAUGGCCAGCUCCAUCUGGUGGGUGAUCCUAUCGCUCACCUGGUUCCUGGCGGCGGGCAUGAAGUGGGGCAACGAGGCCAUCGCGGGCUACUCGCAGUACUUCCACCUGGCUGCCUGGCUGGUGCCCAGUGUCAAGUCCAUCGCGGUGCUGGCGCUCAGCUCGGUGGACGGCGACCCCGUAGCCGGCAUCUGUUACGUGGGCAACCAGAGCCUGGACAACCUGCGGGGCUUCGUGCUAGCGCCGCUGGUCAUCUACCUCUUCAUCGGCACCAUGUUCCUGCUAGCUGGCUUCGUGUCGCUCUUCCGCAUCCGUUCGGUCAUCAAGCAGCAGGGAGGCCCGACCAAGACGCACAAGCUGGAGAAGCUCAUGAUCCGCCUGGGCCUCUUCACCGUUCUCUACACCGUGCCGGCCGCCGUCGUGGUAGCUUGCCUCUUCUACGAGCAGCACAACCGCCCCCGCUGGGAGGCCACCCACAACUGCCCCUGCCUGCGGGACCUGCAGCCGGACCAGGCCCGCCGGCCGGACUACGCAGUCUUCAUGCUCAAGUACUUUAUGUGCCUCGUGGUGGGCAUCACCUCGGGGGUGUGGGUCUGGUCUGGAAAGACGCUGGAGUCGUGGCGGGCCCUGUGCACCCGCUGCUGCUGGGCCAGCAAGGGAGCUGGCCCGGGCGGAGGAGCCGCAGCAGCCGCCGUGGGCGCAGGAGGAGGGGGGGGAGGAGGAGGAGGAGUAGGGGGAGGUGGCGGCGGGGGAGGAGGAGUGGGAGGCGGAGGAAUGGGAGGAGGGGGCUCUAUGUACAGCGAUGUCAGCACGGGCUUGACGUGGAGAUCGGGUACCGCCAGCUCGGUGUCCUAUCCCAAACAAAUGCCAUUAUCCCAGGUCUAGAAGGGGGGCGGCAGUGGGCAAAAAGAGAAAAAAAAAAAAAAGAAAGGAGAGAACUUCACGGAAAAGGACUAGGCGAGGGUGAGAAGAAGAGGGGAGAAGGGACCUUUGACUGUCAGAAGUUCCCACCCCCACCCCCCUUCCCUGUGUUGAUUGCUAUUAGCAUGAUAAUGAAGUCUUAAUGGUAUCCAUUAGCCGGGACUUAAAUGAUUUGGUUAGAACAAUGUACCUGGCAUUGAAGACUCGCAGACCCGAUCCCCCCCUUUCCUCCAUUUAUAUGCAAGGAACUGUUACUGCAAGGCAAUGUUGAUUUUUUUGUUGUUGUUGGCAAAGAAGGGUGGAUUCAGCCCAAUCUCUAGAACGGAAGGCAAGAAGCUUUCACUCCUGGUCCUGUGCUUCGCCUGGAAACCCAAAGAGCAGCAGCACAUGUCGUUUGAGGGCUGUGUCUUCCUUCCCCCGAUACAUACACUCACUCCCUUACAUAAACUCUUAUGAUUAACACAUCCUAAAGGAGGGAUGAUCACGACCUGAAGGGACUGCAAGGUUUGGGUUUUCUUAAUGACCAGGCAAAUGCCUUAAACAAACAAACAAAACCAUGUCUUAAUUAUACACCCCAAGUAAAUACGGGUUUCUUACAUUAAAGGAUGUAUUUAUAUAAUUAUUUGUUAACUUGUAAAAAUGUGUAAAAUAUGUACAUAUCAAAAGAUAUACUGUCUGUACAUUUUUUUUUGUAAAAAGUUUAGAGGCUACCCCUGUAAGAACAAAUAUGACUAUUCUAUUUUGUCAAUAAAAUGACUUUUGAUAAAUGAUUUCAGCUUUGCCCUCUCCCCCUGCCUGUUCUAAACUGUUACUCUUUAAACUAUUUGCUGAAGGGUAAAGAAAGCAUCAUGCAACAAAAUAAUUUUCUACAUAGUAAAAUUACUGUACGCUGCCCUGAGGGCUGAAGAAGCAUUACCUCUGUUAAGAAACUUGAAUUCCUAAAUUGUUUGCAAAUAAUUAUUGUUUAGCCAGAAUCAAAGCUGAGUCUUUGCACCCUCCAAAUGAUGGUGUUUAUUGCAACAGCUCUAUCCUGUUCUUUGGUUAAUGACAAUCAUGACAGUAGUUACAUAUGUGUAAACUGAAUUCCUGCAAGGCAGUCAUUUACCUUAGGCUUUGUUAUUUAUCCUGUAAAAUGUGACUAAAGUUUAAUAUCCCUACAA
Phascolarctos cinereus (koala) is the source of this 3465-nucleotide messenger RNA. It is a transcript of the gene FZD8, whose product is annotated as frizzled class receptor 8. Gene Ontology annotation, molecular function: Wnt receptor activity; Wnt-protein binding. The record is from RefSeq and is a predicted model, not a curated record. Gene Ontology annotation, cellular component: plasma membrane. Gene Ontology annotation, biological process: non-canonical Wnt signaling pathway; canonical Wnt signaling pathway. Lineage: Eukaryota; Metazoa; Chordata; Mammalia; Diprotodontia; Phascolarctidae.